UCAUCAAUUUACAUUUUGUUUUGGUUUUUUAAUUGCAGUCAUCAGCGAAGAUCCCGAGUUUACAGAUGUCAUCGAGAAUAUUACAGUGCCCGCAGGGCGUAACGUAAAAUUAGCUUGUUCGGUCAAGAACCUUGGCUCUUAUAAGGUCGCGUGGAUGCAUUUCGAGCAGUCGGCCAUACUUACCGUUCAUAACCAUGUUAUAACGCGUAAUCCGAGGAUUAGUGUCACCCAUGAUAAGCACGACAAACAUCGCACCUGGUUCCUGCAUAUCAACAAUGUCCAGGAAGAGGAUAGAGGCCGAUACAUGUGCCAGAUUAAUACGGUUACCGCCAAGACCCAAUACGGAUUUGUCAAAGUUGUUGUUCCGCCCAAUAUAGAUGAUGCUCUGACCUCUAGUGACAUCAUCGUGCGAGAGGGUGAUAACGUGACGCUGCGCUGCAAGGCGAAAGGCAGUCCAGAGCCAACCAUUAAGUGGAAACGAGAUGACGGGAACAAAAUAGUUAUUAACAAGACGCUCGAAGUGCCCGACUUGGAAGCGGACUUCCUAGAACUGGAACGGAUUUCGCGCCUGCAUAUGGGCGCCUAUCUGUGUAUAGCCUCAAACGGAGUUCCGCCAAGCGUGUCGAAGAGGAUAAAAGUCAGCGUGGACUUCUCACCUAUGGUCUGGAUACCGCAUCAGCUAGUGGGCAUACCAAUGGGAUUCAAUAUCACCCUUGAGUGCUUUAUCGAGGCAAACCCGACUUCACUGAAUUAUUGGACUCGAGAAAACGAUCAAAUGAUCACUGAGUCACCAAAGUACAAUUUUUCGACCGCAAUGAUGUGGAUUGCCUGCCUGUUGUUUGUUCCCAUUUUUGCGGAUUGUACAGCUAAAAAAUCCAAUACCAACACACGGCUGCUAAACAACAUCGUCAGCUAUAUGACUGAAGAUGCCAGUGCGUGCGACAAUUUUUACCAACAUGCGUGCGGCAAAUACGCGGAGCGCCAUACCGACGACCCCUUCACCGAGAUCACACAGAUGUUAGACUACAAGGUGAACAGGAACCUCGUCCAACUGAUGGUUGAACUACACCAGCGCUCCCAGGCGCCAGACUUCAACGUGUCGAGUGUGGAGGCCAAAGUCCUGCGCGUCUACCUCACCUGCCGCGACGCUUCACAAAGCACGCGCAGUGCAGAGCACUACCUGAGACUGGCUCCUCCGGAUGAGGUUCUAACUUGGCCUCAGUUCACACCCCAUGGGACACCGUGGCCCAAAAAUCAGUUUAAGUGGAUAAAGACCCUGGGAUAUCUCCACCGAUACGGAUUCACCAAUGUUUUAGUGAACGUUAUUGUGACACCGAAUGUUCAGAAUAGCAGUGAAUUCCUAUUGGACAUCAGUAAGCCCAGUUUCGAUGGAGAGGGGCAACACCUGAACAGUUUCGUUGAUACACUCGGAACUCUUCGUGCAAUGAGUGUGCCUUCGAAUAGUGUACUACCUCUCGCGCAGAAGAUUAGAAGGUUGGAAUAUGCUGUACGGGUAUUAACCGAAUCAGACGACGAUGAUGAAAGCCAGUUUAUAAGUGUGUGCCAGUGGGAGCGCAGAACCGGAUACGACUGGCAGAUGUUCGUCGAGUUAAUAGUUGGCCAUCAAAUUUCUCCUAACUUCCGAUUACAGGUGCAGAAUUUGCCCUACUUUAUCGCUUUGAGACGACUUAUGAACUCGUCAGACGCCCAGACGGUGGUUAACUAUAUCAUGACCCGGUUUGUGCGAUACCUCCUGGAUGACUCAAUGGACAGCAAAGAGCCUAUCGAGUGCAUAAAGGAUGUCCGCCGUAGCAUGAAUCUCGCUUCAAACCUAAUCUACAAGGACCGCUUCUUGGACCCCAGUACACUGCAGCAGUACACCCAGGAAAUUAUGGAUGUCUUUGAGCAAUUGCGUCGACAGUUCCUGCUACAAAUCGAUCAAAACCGACUAGGACUGACCAGUAAGCAGAACAGAGUGGUCGCCACAAAGGCUCAGAAAAUCGUCCUCAACAUUGGCAACAUGCCUAAGGGCCUAGAUCAUCGUACCUUCGUUAGCAGACACUAUGAGGACCUGGUGUUUCCGUCGGUAGACUUUGACUAUAGUCGGGAACAUCUCAAGCUUCUGGAGUUUCGAAACCGAAAGACUGUAGCACAGCUCCAUCAUCCGGCUUCCAACCCCGAUGAAUACUUCUACUUACCAGAUCCGAAUACGGCUAUGAGCUCCAGCCCGUACUACUUAAUGCGCCAAAAUAUUAUUAUCGUGCCACACGGGACUCUGCAGGAACCUUUUUUUGUCCCGGACAGUCACAGCGUGUUUAAGUACAGCCUGCUCGGAUUCGUUCUCGCUCAUGAGCUGAUUCAUUCCGUUGAUACCACCGGUCUUUUAUUCGACAGUCACGGAAACAUUCACGACAUUGGAACACAAAUAUUAAGCUUACCGCUCUUCGAGGCAGGUUUUCAGUGCAUGAACCGUAACAAGACGCAGUUCAUUGACGAGCGUAUUGCGGAUAUUGCCGGUCUAAAUCUCGCCUAUUUGACCUACUUUCAGAACGCCAAAGACGAGAACCAUACAGACUUAAACAACAUUCCACCGCAAAGACUCUUUUUUCUCAACUUGGCGCAGUUUUUCUGCGGAGACGGCGACGAAUCUAACUUCGUUGAUCACGACAAUGACCAAAUGCGUUUGCAGCAAAUGCUGAACAGUUUCGUUCCGUUUCACAGGGCAUUUGGCUGCCAAAGGAGUUUUGAGCCUGAAAAAUGCCAGCUGUGGUAAGCAGAGCCUUACUUGAGGGUCCGGUGCCACAUACCUGAAUAUUUUCAAUUUAUAUUUUAUCUGUUAUAAAUAGACUUUAAUGGGAGAAAAAAUAAAAGAAAACAUAGACCUAAAACGUAAAAAUACACAGCUGCGGACUUUAAAAAAGGUCUGGCGGCUAA
Messenger RNA from Drosophila takahashii, 2934 nucleotides. The record is from RefSeq and is a predicted model, not a curated record. Lineage: Eukaryota; Metazoa; Arthropoda; Insecta; Diptera; Drosophilidae.